This is a messenger RNA of Musa acuminata AAA Group (dessert banana), 903 nucleotides long. RefSeq names its product auxin-responsive protein IAA33-like. NCBI's taxonomy places the organism in Eukaryota, Viridiplantae, Streptophyta, Magnoliopsida, Zingiberales, Musaceae. The record is from RefSeq and is a predicted model, not a curated record. Gene Ontology annotation, biological process: regulation of DNA-templated transcription. The transcript is spliced from 2 exons. Gene Ontology annotation, molecular function: protein binding. Gene Ontology annotation, cellular component: nucleus. The coding region runs from base 153 to 680 and encodes 175 amino acids.
UCUGUCUCUCUACCUUCUAAAGCAAUAUUUCUCACCAAAUCCUCACCAGAAAGCGAUAUAAGCAUUCAAUUCACACCCUUUAUUCUUCUUUGGACAGUGCGGCAGUUGCACAUACUUGUUUAGACAGUGAAGCUUCGAUCGGUGCAGUGAAGAUGGUGAACGGGGUUGCGUUGCACCAUGGAGCGCUAAAGCGGCGGUGGGACGAGAAAGGGUGCCUGAACCACGGCGCCGCUCACUUUCACCAACGAUGCGGUGACGUAGGUGCGACCGCAGCGCCUGCGCAACCUCCUCGGCCUCCCAUCGGCAGGAAGCUUUUGACUCUCUCGGCCAUGGACCUCGAUGCGGCGGCAUCGGUCGUCCCCCCUGUCACUGUCUUCCUGGAGGGGCGUUCGAUCUGCCAUCGCGUCUGCCUCGACAAGCACACAAGCUAUGAGAGCCUAGCGAAGGCUUUGCGCCGCAUUUUCGUCGAUGUCGACGAGGGCGAUGAGCACGGUGAGGGCGGUGGCAAGGAGCUCCAACUCUCCAAUGCCGUACCUGGUCACGUGGUGGCCUAUGAGGACAUGGAGGACGACCUGCUCCUCGCAGGUGAUCUAAACUGGAAGGAUUUUGUUCGCGUAGCCAAGAGAAUCCGAAUCAUCCCUGCAAAGGCUAGCCGUCGGAAACAACGUGGAGGGCAGUAGCUGGUGUAAACUGUGAAGAUAAACAUGUAUCUAAUUUGGUGCAAUCUUAAUCUUAUCAAGCAGGGCUACUACUUGAAUUCUAGAUAUGAUUUAUGGUUAGAAUUGUAAGGUUGGAGAGGCAUGAAAUGAUGUCUCUCACCGCUAGCUGUGGGCUUUGUGGCUGAAAGCAUCGCUGUUCUACUUUGCUUUCUAUCUGUAUAAAUGUGAAAUCUUUCUAUAUGCU